Messenger RNA from Anarrhichthys ocellatus (wolf-eel), 730 nucleotides. Its product is annotated as myelin basic protein. Lineage: Eukaryota; Metazoa; Chordata; Actinopteri; Perciformes; Anarhichadidae. Gene Ontology annotation, molecular function: structural constituent of myelin sheath. The transcript is spliced from 4 exons. Bases 236 to 706 code for a protein of 156 amino acids. The record is from RefSeq and is a predicted model, not a curated record.
ACCCCUUACAAACAUCACCACCACAGUACCUAAAUCAGGAAGCACCGUGACACGUUUUUUUUUUCUUCUUUUUCCUUGUUUUCCCCCUGAUACGGAGACACUUGAGUGAUUACUGCAAACGGCGAACCAUAAAGGGGGGAAAAAGGCGUUAUUGUUGAUGUUGACGACCACCGUCGACCGCUUUUGAAGGAAAGACUGACAGUUGGUUACAUCCAGUACAAGGCUCGAGCUGUGGAUGCAUUUGGCACAGACAAAACCGGAGAAGGUCUCUGACACCAGCAUGGGCCAGCACCUAGGAAAGAGGGAGUCACCCACAGGCAGCAAGGCUCCGUCACCUGAGCCUGAAGAAGUGGAGAUAGCAGCAGCAGCAGCAGCAGAAGAGCCUGAAUCACCAGAUGAAGUCUUUGGCCUGGGUGAGGCAGAUGUGAACCAGAACAAUGGCUGCGUCUCGGAGAAGCCGGCGGUGACUGACUCCACGGGCGCUGAGGGCCCCCGCCAGCCCUGGCCCGACGCCAGCACAGCUGACCCUGACGAAGCCACACCACGCCCCCACCUGGCCCGCCUCUUCUCCCGAGAUGCCCCGGGCCGAGAGGACAACACCUUCAAAGAGCGACCCUCCGAAUCGGACGAGCUACAGACCAUCCAGGAACACAGCGGAGCGGCUUCAGAGUGCGGGUCGGAUAACCCUGAACAGGACCUAGACUAGGCUAGCUUUUUUUUUUCCCACCCU